Messenger RNA from Tripterygium wilfordii, 1501 nucleotides. Its product is annotated as probable E3 ubiquitin-protein ligase BAH1-like 1. Gene Ontology annotation, molecular function: metal ion binding. Bases 308 to 1282 code for a protein of 324 amino acids. The record is from RefSeq and is a predicted model, not a curated record. The transcript is spliced from 6 exons. Lineage: Eukaryota; Viridiplantae; Streptophyta; Magnoliopsida; Celastrales; Celastraceae.
AUACGAAGUGGACAGAGACUUGAGGAGGCGGACCAAAUUUCCUCGAGUUAUCCGGGAAAUUGACUUUUUCUCGGUCACACUUGUCCUAUAUAUCUACGUCUUCACAUUGGGCGAAUCGUUAAGAAGGAUUUAUGAUUUCCACGAAAGAAACCUAUAAGUCACUUUCCUCUUCGCCCUUCGCAUUGUUUUUUUUAAGGAUUUUUGUGUCUUAAUUUAUACGAAAAAACAAUAUUGUGAGCGUCAUUGAUUUGUGGGUCUUUGUUGAAAGAUCGGAGAAGGAGGAGUGGUGUGGUGGGUUUGAUGAAAGAUGAAGUUUUGCAAGCAAUACCAGGAGUACAUGCAAGGGCAGGAGAAGAAGUUACCUGUGCUUGGAUUCAAGAAGCUCAAAAAGAUAUUGAAGAAGUGCAGGAGGGAUUUCCAGUCGCAGGAAGAUCAUGAGCGAUGCCACGAUGUCCAAUCUUGCCCUCAACAUUGUCCAGUGUGUGAUGGGACCUUCUUCCCUUAUCUUCUCAAUGAGAUGUCUGAAGUGGUUGGCUGCUUCAAUGAGCGUGCAAGAAAACUUCUUGAGCUGCAUCUGGCCUCUGGGUUUCGAAAAUACUUCAUAUGGUUCAAAGGCAAGCUAAGAGGGAACCAUGGUGCCUUGAUUCAAGAAGGCAAGGAUUUGGUUACCUAUGCAGUGAUCAAUGCCAUUGCCAUUCGAAAAAUACUAAAGAAAUAUGAUAAGGUUCAUUACUCCAAGCAAGGGCAAGCCUUCAAGUCACAUGUUCAGAGUAUGCACAUUGAGAUUCUUCAGUCUCCAUGGCUUUGUGAACUAAUGGCUUUCCACAUCAAUCUAAGAAACUCUAAAGUCAAUUCAAGGGUGCCUCCUGCUCUGUUUGAUGGGUGUUUGCUCACAUUCAAUGAUGGCAAACCAUCACUCUCCUGUGAGCUCUUUGAUUCUAUCAAGAUCGAUAUUGAUUUAACUUGCUCAAUAUGCUUGGAUACUGUUUUUGAUCCAGUUUCUCUCACAUGUGGCCAUAUAUUCUGCUACAUGUGUGCUUGCUCUGCUUCAUCAGUGACCAUUGUUGACGGACUAAAGGCAGCGAAGCCUAAAGAAAAAUGCCCUCUAUGUAGGGAGGCAGGAGUUUAUGACGGUGCCGUACAUUUGGAAGAACUCAACAUUUUAUUAAGCAGAAGCUGCCCAGAAUAUUGGGAGCAAAGGCUUCAGAUGGAAAGGGUAGAGAGGCUUCAGCAGGCAAAGGAGCAUUGGGAAUCCCAGUGCCGGGCAUUCAUGGGUGUAUAAUCUGGGAAAAACUCGCUUAUCUAGUGUUAGUUAAGGUUUUUUUAACCUGAGGAUCUUCCAGUCUAAUUGUAUUUUCAGAUGUUUUUGUCAAAUAAUCCUUUCUUGGAAAAUUCCAUGUACAUAUCUUUUUUGUUGCAUAAAUACUACAACCAGUUGCUUGUGUAGUUAGAAAACCUUAUGAUUCUCACUUUAUUGGAUUAAUGUGGUUUUGUUGGUACA